AUGGACGGAGUUGUCGUUCAAUUGGAGAAAGAAGAGGUAGAUCGAGAAACUGCAAAGUGGAAGUGUUCGCUCAUUGUGUACUCUAUCGGUGAGUGCCCAGGGUACAAUAGUAUGUGUAGAUUUAUUUCUCAGUCAUGGAAUUCAGUAGCUGAGCCUGAAGUGUAUCUACACGAGGAGGGCUUGAUCGAGACUAGGGUGAAACAACACAAUGCACAGGCAAUCUCUAAGUGCAUUGCUCCAGGAUGGGGACAUGCUAAUAACUAUUCUGCUGCGUGUAAUGGGAGGAUAUGGGUAGUGUGGGACCCGAAUUACUACACAGUUAUAAUACUUAGAGUAGAAGACCAACUUAUUCACUGCUUGGUACAAAAUGCUUCUGAAGUUAAUUGCUACUUAACUAUUAUUUAUGGAUUUAACAGCAUUGAGCAACGGAGAACAUUGUGGGGAUAUCUUAAGGAUAUAGCUCAGGGCCUUAACAGCCCUUGGGCUAUUUGUGGGGACUUUAAUGCCUUGCUGUUUGCCCAGGAUAGACUCAGUGGAAAUCCUGUCCAAUUUGCUGAGAUAAAAGACUUUGCCAAAUGCCUACAGGAAACACAUCUGAAUGAAUUAUCUUGGAGAGGGGACUAUUUCACCUGGACAAAUAAGCGAAAGACGGUGGAUAGAGUAUGUAGUAGAUUAGAUAGGGCCUUUGGCAACCAUGAGUGGAUCUUUGACCUAGGGACACGUCCCACUAAUAUAUGA
Molecule: messenger RNA, 738 nt
Organism: Lycium ferocissimum
Lineage: Eukaryota; Viridiplantae; Streptophyta; Magnoliopsida; Solanales; Solanaceae
Exons: 2
Coding region: 1-738 (245 amino acids)
Source: RefSeq, a predicted model, not a curated record